This is a messenger RNA of Octopus bimaculoides (California two-spot octopus), 2893 nucleotides long. RefSeq lists its product as uncharacterized. The record is from RefSeq and is a predicted model, not a curated record. NCBI's taxonomy places the organism in Eukaryota, Metazoa, Mollusca, Cephalopoda, Octopoda, Octopodidae.
ACCAGAAGUUACGUAUGCACACCAGCCACCAGGAUGUCCUUCCUGUCACCAACCAUUAUCUCUUUCAGAUUCAAGUCUUUGGAUUCAUUGCUGUGGUCAGCAGCUUCUUUCUACUGUUUGCCUGGAACCAAUAUAGAGGGACAACAUUAAUCAAACACAACCAAACGUUUAUAAAUGAUUCUAAGGAAUUUCCAAAUCAUGAAGUGCAUCAUAUAAAUAACAAAACUGUAAGCAAGAAGAAACAGGAAUUGGUUCAGUUAAACAACAAAACUAAAUAUAUUAUUUAUUACUGUGUUAAUAAUCUAGAGUGUGGAGGUUGGGGAGAUAGGCAGCAUGGAAUAGUGUCUGUAUAUUUAAUAGCACAAGCCAUGGGUCGUCGUUUUGGCAUCAUUAAUUCAAAACCUUGUAAUUUUGCUAAUUAUCUUCAACCAAACAAAAUUAACUGGACAAUUGGCCCAAAAGAGUUGCAGGGCCUAAAAAGCCAUCACCUCCGUUUGAUUGGCAACAAAAGGUACGCUUCCUCUUUACAAUCAGCAGACUUAGAAAGAAGUCACCCUCAAAAUGUCCUCUAUGUGACAACAAAUGUAAUCUAUUUUCACGCCUUAAUAGAGAAUCCUCGCUAUAAAAAACAACUUCUUUGGGCAUCACAAAUGCCAUACGGAAACGUAUUUGGUAAAAUAAUGAAUUUAUUGUUUCGCUUCAGUAAUCAUGUUCAAGAGAGGUUUGACAAAUUCUUUGAAGUCAUUAUCCCCGAGCCAAAUAUACAUCUGGUGUGUGCUCAGAUUCGAAUUGGACGGAACCCUGCAAUGACAUAUGAUGAACGGAAGCUGUCAAUAUCAGAUGUUCAGAUUGUCUGGAACUUCUUAAGUAAAUACAACAACACCAGCAAGUACAAAAUAUUUGUGACAACAGACUCAAAACAGAUACAGGAGAUAGCUUUAAAAGAAUUUGCUUCUCAAAUCAUGUACAGCCCUGGGGAAAUAAUUCAUGUGGAUCAGCCACGUAAAGCGGUGAAAAAUAAGUGUGAUAGUGUAAGGAAGAUCCUUAUGGACCAAUAUAUUCUGACUGAAUGUGAUACGUUGAUAAUAAGCCGAAGUAAUUUUGGUGAAAAUGCUAUGAUGAUGAGUCAAAAAGAAAACAUAGUGUUUUAUUUUAAAAAAGGAAAUAUAACAAGGAUCAACAAAGAAAAAUUUUUUCAUGACAGGUAAAAAAAACUUUGUUGUGAGACAGGAGUUUUUUGACACACAGAAUCUGAAAAUGAUAUCCACGUGAUAUCAUCAUGUCAAGAUUUUAAGAUACUGGAUACAUAGAAUUUCAUUGUUCUUUCAAUAAAACAGCUUAUGAGGAAUAAAGUAUAACAUACAAACAUACAUAGCAAUUGAUUUUCCUUCAAAACCAGAAUGUUUUCUUAAAAUUCUACUGAAGAACUAUUAAAAAUCUUCUAAUUUCUAUAGGCAAAUUAUAUCAUUAUUUUAUGCCUAAUUUCCCAUGAAUAUCUGUUUGGAUACUUUGCUUGAGUGACGAACCCCAAGAAAAUCAUGAGCCGAGUUCUAGUAAUAGUCCAUCAUCGUAUAAAGUCCCAUUUGCCUUGAUAGCUUUGUUCCAUUGAUUUUAUGUCCUGAUGAAAAUGUUCUCCAUGCUUGUCACUUGUGUCACCAAGAUUUUUAGGGAAUUCAUCAUGGUGACUCUGGGGGUAGUGCAACUUUAUGCUCAUAUUUGCCGUCAACAUUUAAAAAUUCUCCAGCAUGUUGUCGACUAUUUUAGCAUAACUGGCUGCUUUCUUGUUUCCCAGAAAGUUAUUUACAACUAUCACAAAUAAGUUUCAUGUUUCAUUUUCUCAUCUUUCAUAAAUUUUCUGAUCUGAGGCUCAUCAAAUACUCCAGCAUUUAUCUUUCUGCUGCUGAGACUGGGAAAUAUGUUGCAAAAAUAGUGAAAAAAACGGUCUGUCUUUAUCCAGAACUUCAACAAACUGCUUCAUAAUACCAAGCUUCAUAUAGAUUGGAGGAAGGUUUUUUUUUUUUUUUUUUUUUUUUUUUUUUUUUUUUCUUUUUUUUUUGUAAAUAAAAGGCUUGAAUUAAAGACUUGUAGCAGUAGCUAGAUAGUUGAAUGAACUUCCUUGCAAGAAAGAUUUUAGAGUAACUUCCCUUCCUCAGUUUCUCCAGAGUAACCUCCCUUUCUAAGUUUCUCCAAUCAUGUGUGUCAUGAGACUCGAUUCUUAAUUAUUCAAGAAGCUUAACGUUUCUCUUGGAAGUUUCUUGAAUGUCUAACGUUCCACUAAUAAAAACAGCUUGCUAACCCUGCUCAUAACAAAGAAAACAACAACCACACAGGCAUGCACAUAAGAAAAAUUUCACCAGUCCACUCCCAAACCAAACCCCAAUAGAAAGAGAUACAUAAAGUACAAUGGAAAAAAAAAAAAAAAAGUGGCUAGAGUUUUUGGAGGACACCUGCUAGUGUUCAUAUAUAAGUGGGUACAAGACAUGCCAGGCCAUAUUAGGUUGGCAAAAGUUCUUGAUAAACUGUACGAAUCGUGUAAAAAAAAGAUAUCCCAAUGAUUUGUUGGACGUGACUAAAGAAGUGGUCCAGAAAAUACGAGAGGCUGCACCCCAGAGAGAAAAAAACUAGUGACCAACCGAAGUGAAAUAUAUGCAGCCAACAUUAGAACCUGUAGUAACGCCUUCGCAUGCGUAGAAUUAAUAAAGCAAGCGUUUCCCGAUCAAUUCAUUCUCUUUCACGCUGGCCAGCGAUUGAGCAAGGACGUGUGUUUAAAGCUGUCUCUACAUCUUUCGGUCUUAUACUCGACAGCUCAUUAUACUCACCUCUAAAGAUGUAUAACUAAAGAUUUGUAUGUUUUACCAAGUAAAUAAAUGUUGUUUAAGUUGUUUAGUCUGGA